Oncorhynchus mykiss (rainbow trout) is the source of this 4165-nucleotide messenger RNA. It is a transcript of the gene eva1ab, whose product is annotated as eva-1 homolog A, regulator of programmed cell death b. The record is from RefSeq and is a predicted model, not a curated record. Lineage: Eukaryota; Metazoa; Chordata; Actinopteri; Salmoniformes; Salmonidae.
CUCUGGGCUUUGGAUAGUGGUCUCACUGGAGCCGCGCUGAUGCUCUCCCGGAUUACUACGGCAGAGGAGAGGAGGGGAGAGAACAUGGAACUUCAAACGUGUUUCGUUGGAAGGGAUUUAUAAUCUGGAUCAUGGAUAUUGACAGAAAAGACUGCUGUCCUGUUCUCGGCUGAGUGGACCAGUGCAUAUUUCAUAGAAGACAGAAGAGAGAACCCAGUACAGACUUUAUGGAAGGGGGUAGCCAGAAAUUGUUUCCAUAAAACCAUACAGAAUUAAAGACCACAGUCAGCCAAGUCUGACUUAUACACAGAAGAUAUGAGCCUUGGCCUCUCUCAUGCCAGAGAGAGACAGUUAGUGACAUCAUCAUGAAUGCCCCGCCCACAGGAAGCCCUAGCCAAAAUAUGGAGGUGAAGGUGGUCUCCCAGGAGAUGGCUUUGUUUAGCAACGCCCUGGCAGCCUACACCUUCAUAGCAGACCAGCCUGAGCGAGUAACUCUGGUGUUUGUUAGUGGUGUGUGUGUGGGUCUCCUCCUCACCCUCUGUGCCCUCGUGGUCCAGAUACACUGUCGCACUGACUGUCACUACAGUAACCGACGACGACAUCACCAUCAGCAUAGCAACAGGCAUCACCACCAUCACCAUGGGGACCAUCCCUGUCACCAUCAUCUCCAACCUGGCAACCCUAACACAAGCAAUCCCGGCGUAACCACAGAGACGAGUAGAGACAGCGAAUCAGUGGACUGGGACGACGGGACUUCUGACCUAUCGGCUCGACGACGGAGGCGAUUUGAGAGAACGCUGCUGCACACUAGCAUGUUCACAUCCAUAGAAGAGUUGGAGCGAGCUCAGAGGGUUGAGGAGAGAGAGAGGAUCAUACAAGAGAUCUGGAUGAACGGACAUCCCGACGUCAACACUGUCACACGCAGCCUCAACCGAUACUACUGACAGGGACAGAGAAAACAUGGCGAGAAAACAGAUGGAUGGACAGACAAACGGACAAAGAGGAAGGAUAAUAUACACUUUUAGACAGGGUCGCAUCGAGAGGCUCAUGAAGCACCCUGUUAGCCAGGGUGAGUGGGUACAAUGACACUGGACCACAGAACCAUGGGUGUGUCCUGAGAACACCAGACUGAUGUCACGACAGGUUAUGAACCCGGGUCCCCCAUUGGAGAAACCAACGUCUUGACCAUUAGACCAAGAGGAAAGGACCAAGAGCAACCAUGAACCUGACUCCACUACACUUAACCCACAGCUUUUAGAUCUGUGAUGAGGAGAAUGCCUCCUGAUUGUGGACCAGGAUGGUUCCUCCGGGGUCAGACCCCUUUCAAAUACUGAGGUGGAUGAUGUCACCACCUAGUGGACACCAUCCCCAUCACCGUUGACAAAGGCCCACAAUUCACCUCUGUGGAAAACUCUGAUUUCCUAGCCGAACGUACCGCACUACGUUGUACCUGACUGGCACGGUCAUACACAGCACGGUUCACUACCAGGACAAGGACCACAGAGAAAACCUGUUAACUAAAACAUUUCAUGUUUGCCUUCACUCAAUCUUAAUGUGUAUUUAAUUGAUCCACUCUUGUCUUUUGUAAAUAAAUUCAUUUUUUAUAAAAUAGCAACACUUUGUUCGUUUGUCUCGGGGAUGCUUUUAAGGGUUGUUGCAGGGGAAAAUUUAGUUUUGUAUUUUUAAGAUGGAGCAACAAUCAUUCCUCAGAGAGACUGUGACAAUAAAACUAUGUGUUUGGUUGUCAGCAGAGGACUAUUAAUUAGGGACCCUUAGUCACGACAGACAGAGGCAGUGCUCCAAUCCAAUCCAGUCAGCUCCUGAGUAGUUCCCUUCAGUCCCCCUAUAGCCCUUCAGAAAGAUAGAUGGAGACACCACCAUAUCGCAAUAAUACACAUGUGUUAGGUGCUUAUUUCACACACAUGUGUUAGGUGCUUAUUUCACACACAUGUGUUAGGUGCUUAUUUCACACACAUGUGUUAGGUGCUUAUUUCACACACAUGUGCUUGUUUGAAUUGGAAAUGUAUUUUUUCCUUUUCAUAUCCCAACUCCACCUGAGACACCCAUUGAGAGGGUCAGCCAUUGCUAACGCCGAUCUGGUCCCUUCAGCUCUGCUAAAACUGAAGCGGUAGCUAGACUCUCUACGAUACGUGUUGCUUUUGGAGUGCACACUACAUUGUCAUGUUUUUAAUGGGGCAUCACAAGGUAAACUGUGCAGCACUACAUUGUGAUGUUUUUAAUGGGGGAUCACAAGGUAAACUGUUCAGCACUACAUUGUCAUGUUUUUAAUGGGGGAUCACAAGGUAAACUGUUCAGCACUACAUUGUCAUGUUUUUAAUGGGGGAUCACAAGGUAAACUGUUCAGCACUACAUUGUCAUGUUUUUAAUGGGGGAUCACAGGGUAAACUGUGCAGCACUACAUUGUGAUGUUUUUAAUGGGGGAUCACAAGGUAAACUGUGCAGCACUACAUUGUCAUGUUUUUAAUGGGGGAUCACAGGGUAAACUGUGCAGCACUACAUUGUGAUGUUUUUAAUGGGGGAUCACAAGGUAAACUGUUCAGCACUACAUUGUGAUGUUUUAAAUGGGGGAUCACAAGGUAAACUGUGCAGCACUACAUUGUCAUGUUUUUAAUGGGGCAUCACAAGGUAAACUGUGCAGCACUACAUUGUGAUGUUUUAAAUGGGGCAUCACAAGGUAAACUGUGCAGCACUACAUUGUCAUGUUUUUAAUGGGGGAUCACAAGGUAAACUGUGCAACACUACAUUGUGAUGUUUUUAAUGGGGGAUCACAAGGUAAACUGUGCAACACUACAUUGUGAUGUUUUUAAUGGGGGAUCACAGGGUAAACUGUGCAGCACUACAUUGUGAUGUUUUUAAUGGGGCAUCAAAAGGUAAACUGUUCAGCACAAUAGUAUUAUCUCUGCAUUAUUUCUGGGUGUUUCCCCUAGCUUGUCGCCGGUAUUGGAAAAACUGUGUAAAGUGAACACUUGUUUCUCUGUGAGAGAGGUUCUCUAUGUACAGUAUGUAUGCAUCCUUCCUCUCUUCCUUGAAGUAACCACAUAUCUGAGAUAGGUGCAUAGGUGAACACAGUAGGAUAGAGGAUAGGUGAACACAGUAGGAUAGAGGUUCAAGCAGUAGGAUAGGUGAAACACAGUAGGAUAGAGGAUAGGUGAACACAGUAGGAUAGAGGUUAAAGCAGUAGGAUAGGUGAACACAGUAGGAUAGAGGAUAGGUGAACACAGUAGGAUAGAGGUUAAAGCAGUAGGAUAGGUGAACACAGUAGGAUAGAUGAUAGGUGAACACAGUAGGAUAGAGGUUAAAGCAGUAGGAUAGGUGAACACAGUAGGAUAGAGGUUAAAGCAGUAGGAUAGGUGAACACAGUAGGAUAGAGGUUAAAGCAGCAGGAUAGGUGAACACAGUAGGAUAGAGGAUAGGUGAACACAGUAGGAUAGAGGAUAGGUGAACACAGUAGGAUAGAGGAUAGGUGAACACAGUAGGAAAGAGGAUAGCUAAAUGCAGUAGGAAAGAUGAUAGGUGAACGCAGUAGGAUAGAGGAUAGGUGAACACAGUAGGAUAGAGGAUAGGUGAACACAGUAGGAGAGAGGAUAGGUGAACACAGUAGGAUAGAGGAUAGGUGAACACAGUAGGAUAGAGGAUAGGUGAACACAGUAGGAGAGAGGAUAGGUGAACACAGUAGGAUAGAGGAUAGGUGAACACAGUAGGAUAGAGGUUAAAGCAGUAGGAUAGGUGAACACAGUAGGAUAGAGGAUAGGUGAACACAGUAGGAUAGAGGUUAAAGCAGUAGGAUAGGUGAACACAGUAGGAUAGAGGAUAGGUGAACACAGUAGGAUAGAGGAUAGGUGAACACAGUAGGAGAGAGGAUAGGUGAAUGUAGUAGGAUAGAGGCUUUGCCACCUUGCUCUCACUUAUACAAUCAUCAUACAGAUCAGUGGUUUCCUCAAGGAAGGGAAAAAUAAAUACAAUUGAUGUGAAGGAUAGAAUUUAAGCACUCAAACAGGGAGUGGAUGACUAAGACCACCACUCUGCACAUUAAUUGAAGAAUAAAACCCUCUAGAAGCAAAUUAUGUGCCUGCUCUGUUCUGUUCUGUUCUGCCCUAUUCUGGUCUGGUCUGUUCUGUCCUGUUCUGGUCUGUUCUAGUCUAGU